Molecule: messenger RNA, 1572 nt
Organism: Thunnus maccoyii (southern bluefin tuna)
Lineage: Eukaryota; Metazoa; Chordata; Actinopteri; Scombriformes; Scombridae
Gene: hmgn3
Product: high mobility group nucleosomal binding domain 3
Exons: 9
Coding region: 184-696 (170 amino acids)
Biological process (GO): chromatin organization
Cellular component (GO): nucleus; chromatin
Molecular function (GO): nucleosomal DNA binding
Source: RefSeq, a predicted model, not a curated record
UUGACCCCUCUACCCAAUGGCAGCGUGAGGUAUAGAGUUUUGGGGAGUGCAUAUAAUCAACAUAUUAUCGAAGGUGCUUAGAUAUCGAUCCUGUAUUUCGAGGUAGUUCAAAAUCUCCUCUCUUGGACCUGCGGGUUUGGCCAUAAUUUUCCUGUGCUUGGUGGGGAAUAACACACGCGUAAAAUGCCGAAGAGAAAGUCUCCAGAGGGUCCAGAGGGCAAGGAGGCCCCCAAAGUCACAAAACAAGAGCCCACCAGAAGGUCAGAGAGAUUGUCAGCGAAGCCUGCCCCUCCCAAGCCUGAGGUCAAGCCCAAGAAAGCCGUCGUCAAGAAGGUGGCCGAUGAUAAGGGGGCAAAGCCAAAGAAAGGAGGUCCUAAGGGCAAGAGGGACGACGGCCCCGCCCAGAACGGAGACACCAAGACCAAUGAGAUCUACGUGUCUCGUCCGUCUGUCAGUGUGUCUUCCAUCAGAAGCACGGCUCCCUCCUUGAUGUCAGUGAGAGGGCAGUGUGAGACAGUCAGAGUUAAGGUGCUCAGCUGGCAGCUUGAAGCCGGGCCAGUCGGAGAACUAUGGAAAACCCAAAACCCCUUUAAAUCUGGAACAUAUAGGCAGAUGCAGAGUUAUCUAGAUAACUCAGCAUACAUCCUCCUUGGAACAGACGCAUCGCUCGUAAACCACAGACAGUCAGGUAACUGAAGCAGCAGAGGAGGCGACUGAGGAGAAGGCGUAAAAGACACGGGCGACUUGUCCCCCUCUGACUACAUGGCAGCAAAGCAUCUUUUUUUACUGACGAUUUUUGUACCAUGCUGAAUUUUUUUUAGACUUGUGAUAGUAGAGAUGGACAACCAGCAGCCCCAUCCCAUAAUGUUCACACACUACCUACAAAAUGUUUUUGCUUGAUUCCCUUCCCUCCUCCAUUGUGUAUUGCUAGGGACUGAAGUGGUAUGUUUUUAUUAGACAGCUGCAAAUGUUCUUCAUCCUGCCUGAAGGGGGCCGUAAAUAUGACUGUUAUGAUCUCUAAAAACCAGCUCUGCCUAUAUUUGUAGUUAUACUUUUCUACAAAAGAUGAUCAUUACUAUUGGCUCUCUGAUAAUAAUGAGGAGAUGCUUCAGUUUCCCCUGCCCCUCCACACCUCCCUCCCCCCCCGGAUGGUAAAGGUGAAGAUUUGUAGAUGCGUGUCAGCAGUUUGAGUGCAGAGCUAGAAGAAACCAGGCUAAAAGCGGGUUCAUAGUCACCAUGGAGAACAUCUGCAGCUUUUUAAAAAUGUUUGUCUCUAGAAUCACGACCACUGUGUUUCCCAUAGCUCCUUUUGUAUGUGUGUGCUGGAGUGAAUGUGUUGAUGGGUCUCUGUGUUUGACUUUGUUAACUUUGCCCCCCUGCCCCCAACCCCCCACCCCACUCCCUCCCUUUCUUUUUCCCCCCCCAAAACGCCUUGUCCUGCAGCAGAGUGACAUAGCAAUAAUGAGUGGUGCUUCUGUUCUAGACGGCUCUAUUGGCUUUGGACCCUCUGGGCUUCUCUGAAUUUCAUCCUGUUGGAAGAAUAUUUUGAAAUAAAAGAAAAAGUUGAUGUCA